CUCUCUUUCUAAUGCUUGAAAGGUCUCUCCAUUUACUUAUUUUUGUUUCCCUUUUGGAUCUCAUCUAGAUUCCCAAAAUCAGCAUUUUUGUAUAUGCGUAGCUGCUAAAAAGUUUGGUUUUUUAGUUUCUUUCUGAUGGAUGAACUUUCCUUUUUCACUUUUGCAGGGAUUCACAAGCUACUAAGAGCUGCAUUGUCUGAUUUUAGUGCCUCAAAGGACCUUUCUUGACAGUCUGAAAUUUCGGUAAACCACUUACAAUUUAUUAUAAUUCCCUCUUGCUCCUGAAAAUCCUUGGAAAUCUUCAUCCAAACUCAACUACUUGGCCUUUUGUUUGACUUCUGCUUCAUCAUUAUAAAUUCCUCACAAGUGCAUUCUCCUUCUCUUCACUACUGUUUCAUCUAAACUUCGUACUUUUCUGUAAAUUAUUGUCCAUUUGUUUUAAACAGACAACCCAUCUUGUCAAAUCCCCACCAGAAAGGAACAAAAAAAAAAAAAAAAGAUGUCUGAAUCCUAUCCAAGCACACCCUUGAUUCCAAAAUCAACUUCUUACAAGCUUCCUGAUUUCAAGCAAUCUGUGAAACUGAAAUACGUUAAGCUUGGCUACCAUUAUCUUAUAACUCAUGGAAUGUACAUAUUUUUAACCCCUCUUGCUGUAGUCAUUGCUGCACAACUCUCCACAUUCUCCCUUCAAGAUCUCCAUGAUCUUUGGGACCAUCUUCGUUUUAAUCUAAUUUCUGUGAUACUAUGUUCAGCCCUUCUCGUUUUCUUUUCAACCCUUUAUUUCCUUACUCGUCCUCGUCCUGUUUUCCUUGUUGAUUUUUCAUGCUACAAGCCAGAUGAUGCUAGGAAAUGCACCAGGCAGAUUUUCAUGGAAAGGUCUCGUUUGACUGGUACUUUCACUGAGGAAAACCUUGAGUUUCAAAGAAAAAUUCUUGAGAGGUCUGGUCUUGGGGAAUCAACCUAUCUCCCUGAAGCUGUUUUAAGAGUUCCUCCUAAUCCAUGCAUGGCAGAGGCAAGGAAAGAGGCAGAGACUGUUAUGUUUGGUGCACUUGAUCAGCUUUUUGAGAAAACAUGUUUGAAACCAAAAGAUAUUGGAAUUUUGAUUGUCAAUUGUAGCUUGUUUAAUCCUACACCAUCUUUAUCUGCAAUGGUAAUUAAUCAUUACAAUCUUAGAGGGAAUAUAAUUAGUUAUAAUCUAGGUGGGAUGGGUUGUAGUGCUGGUUUGAUAUCCAUUGAUCUUGCCAAAGAUCUUCUUCUAGCACAUCCAAACUCCUAUGCUUUGGUCAUUAGCAUGGAAAACAUUACAUUAAAUUGGUAUUUUGGGAAUGAAAGGUCCAUGCUUGUUUCCAAUUGCCUGUUCCGGAUGGGAGGGGCUGCAAUUUUACUUUCCAAUAAGAGGUCUGAUGGAUGGCGGUCCAAGUAUAGAUUGGUCCAGACUGUUCGAACCCACAAAGGUGCGGAUGAUAAAUGCUUCACUUGUGUUACACAAAAAGAGGAUUCUACUGGGAGGAUUGGAGUUUCUUUAUCAAAGGAUCUGAUGGCAGUUGCUGGGGAUGCUUUGAAGACCAAUAUCACGACCCUUGGUCCUCUUGUUCUGCCAAUGUCUGAGCAGUUACUCUUCUUUGCCACAUUAGUUGCAAGGAAACUUUUCAAGAUGAAGGUGAAGCCGUACAUCCCAGACUUCAAAUUAGCUUUUGAACAUUUCUGCAUUCAUGCUGGUGGGAGAGCUGUACUGGAUGAGUUGGAGAAGAACUUGCAACUCUCAGAUUGGCAUAUGGAACCAUCAAGAAUGACAUUAUACCGAUUUGGAAACACUUCAAGCAGCUCUCUCUGGUAUGAAUUGGCUUAUACAGAAGCCAAAGGGAGGGUUAGGAAAGGAGACAGAACAUGGCAAAUAGCAUUCGGUUCAGGGUUCAAGUGCAACAGUGCAGUUUGGAAGGCUCUGCGGACCAUAAAUCCAGCCAAGGAGAAAAACCCAUGGAUGGAUGAGAUCCACCAAUUCCCAGUUGAUGUUCCAAAGGUUUCAGCUAUCUAGAAUCCUUUACCAUUUUCUUUUUCCUGCACUAGAUUAGUGAUUGAUCUCCAGGUGAUGAACUCUACUUGUCUCUGUUGUUUUAUUGCAAUUUGUUUCUUUAGGGAGAGACUGGUUGGUGUUGACUGGGAUUAGAAUUUUGUGUAACUUGUUUAUUUGUUGAAAGAUAGUUGCAAUUAGGCCGUUUUUGCUCAAUCUGCGUAUGCCUCCAGUCUACAUGUAUCUUGCUUAUGCUCUAUCAAAUCUCAUUUUUGAGAUUUGAUCUGAUCAUGUUCUAUUGCAGAUUAAUUUGGCUAACUUUUCAUGUAGGGCAA
Molecule: messenger RNA, 2346 nt
Organism: Durio zibethinus
Lineage: Eukaryota; Viridiplantae; Streptophyta; Magnoliopsida; Malvales; Malvaceae
Source: RefSeq, a predicted model, not a curated record